Messenger RNA from Mustela lutreola (European mink), 2374 nucleotides. RefSeq names its product splicing factor, proline- and glutamine-rich-like. Gene Ontology annotation, biological process: regulation of DNA-templated transcription. Gene Ontology annotation, cellular component: nucleus. The record is from RefSeq and is a predicted model, not a curated record. Gene Ontology annotation, molecular function: RNA binding. Lineage: Eukaryota; Metazoa; Chordata; Mammalia; Carnivora; Mustelidae.
GCUGAUGCGGUGGCAGCUGAAGCGGCAGCGGCUGCUGUGGUGGCGGCUGUUGCGUCCGUGGCUGCUGCUGUUGCUGAUGCGGAGGCGGCGGCCACGGCGGCCUCCACAACUUCCGCUCCCCGCCGCCGGGCAUGGGCCUCAAUCAGAACCGCGGACCCAUGGGGCCCGGCCCUGGCCAGGGUGGCCCCAAGCCCCCAUCCCGCCACCGCAUCAGCAACAGCAGCAGCCACGGACGCAACAGCCGCCACCACAGCAGCCGCUGCCGCUUCAGCUGCCACCGCAUCAGCCGCCGCCGCCACAGGACUCGUCCAAGCCCGUUGUUCCUCAGGGACCCGGCCCGGCUCCCGGAGUGGGCAGCGCUCCGCUGGCCUUGGGCGCGGCACCGCCUGCCACUCCUCCGACUACGGGGCCGGGCCCCACCCCGACCCCGCCGCCCGCUGUCAUCUUGGCGCCCCCCGGGGCGCCCCCGCCCGCGCCGCCGAGCAGCGGGGUCCCCACCACCCCGCCUCAGACCGGGGGCCCAGGCCCCGGGCCUAAGCAGGGCCCAGGACCCGGAGGCCGGAAGGGCGGCAAAAUGCCAGGCGGGCCGAAGCCCGGCGGUCACCCGGGCCUAAGCACUCCUGGCGGCCACCCCAAGCCACCGCACGGAGGCGGCGGGGAGCCCCGCGGAGGUCGGCAGCACCACCUACCCUACCACCAGCAGCACCACCAGGGCCCCCCGCCUGGCGGGCCAGGCGGCUGCAGCGAGGAGAAGAUCUCCGACUCAGAGGGAUUUAAAGCCAACUUGUCUCUCUUGAGGAGGCCUGGAGAGAAAACUUACACUCAGCGUUGUCGGUUGUUUGUUGGGAAUCUACCUGCUGAUAUCACAGAGGAUGAAUUCAAAAGACUUUUCGCUAAAUAUGGAGAACCAGGAGACGUUUUUAUCAAUAAAGGCAAAGGAUUUGGGUUUAUUAAACUUGAAUCUAGGGCAUUGGCUGAAAUUGCCAAAGCUGAACUUGAUGAUACACCCAUGAGAGGUAGACAGCUUCGGGUUCGUUUUGCCACACACGCUGCCGCUCUCUCCGUUCGAAAUCUUUCACCUUACGUUUCCAAUGAACUGUUGGAAGAAGCCUUUAGCCAAUUUGGUCCUAUUGAAAGGGCUGUUGUAAUUGUGGAUGAUCGUGGGAGAUCUACAGGGAAAGGCAUUGUUGAAUUUGCUUCUAAACCAGCAGCAGGAAAAGCCUUUGAAAGAUGCAGUGAAGGUGUUUUCUUACUGACAACAACUCCUCGUCCAGUCAUUGUGGGACCACUUGAACAAUUAGAUGAUGAAGAUGGCCUUCCUGAACAACUUGCACAGAAGAAUCCAAUGUAUCAAAAGGAGAGAGAAACACCUCCUCGUUUUGCCCAACAUGGCACAUUUGAGUAUGAAUAUUCUCAGCGUUGGAAAUCCCUGGAUGAAAUGGAAAAACAGCAAAGGGAACAAGUUGAAAAAAACAUGAAAGAUGCAAAAGACAAAUUGGAAAGUGAAAUGGAAGAUGCCUAUCAUGAGCAUCAGGCAAAUCUUCUGCGUCAAGAUCUGAUGAGACGCCAGGAAGAAUUAAGACGCAUGGAAGAACUUCACAAUCAAGAAAUGCAGAAACGUAAAGAAAUGCAACUAAGGCAAGAAGAAGAACGACGUAGAAGGGAAGAAGAGAUGAUGAUUCGUCAGCGUGAAAUGGAAGAACAAAUGAGACGCCAAAUAGAGGAAAGUUAUAGCCGGAUGGGCUACAUGGAUCCAAGAGAAAGAGACAUGAGAAUGGGUGGUGGAGGAGCAAUGAACAUGGGAGAUCCCUAUGGUUCAGGAGGCCAGAAAUUUCCACCUCUAGGUGGUGGAGGUGGCAUAGGUUAUGAAGCUAAUCCUGGAGUCCCACCAGCAACCAUGAGUGGUUCCAUGAUGGGAAGCGAUAUGCGUAUUGAGCGCUUUGGGCAGGGAGGUGCGGGACCUGUGGGUGGACAGGGUCCUAGAGGAAUGGGGCCUGGAACUCCAGCAGGAUAUGGUAGAGGGAGAGAAGAGUAUGAAGGCCCAAACAAAAAGCCCCGAUUUUAGAUGUAAUACCUAGGUUUUCAUUCCAGUUUGUUUUUGUCUUUUCUUGUUUAGAUACCAAUCUUUUAAAUUCUUGCAUUUUAGUAAAAAAGCUACCUUUUUAUGGAUGUUAGCAGUUUAUUGACCUAAUAUUUGUAAAUGGUCUGUUUGGGCAGGUAAAAUUAUGUAAUGCAGUGUUUCAAACGGGAAUAUUUUUUCUUUUUAUUUACUUUUUUUUUUUUAACUGUAUAAUGUCCCUCAAGUUAUGGCAGUGUGCCUUGUGCCACUGAAUUUCCAAAGUGUACCAAUUUUUUUUUUUUUACUGUGCUUCAA